AUAGUGCGGAGGCUGCUCUCUGUUUUCACUCAGGACAAAAUGAAACAAUCAGAGUGAGAGACCCGAGGGAACAAAGACUUUCUGCAUCUUAAUAUCUGAACACGCUUUUCAUAACUUAUAUGGAUCUGUUUACGCUCUGCAUCAUGCACUGACACAGAGACACACACUGAUAGACAAACCAGGUGGAAGGUGUUUUUGUGGUGCUGUGUCUUUACAACAUGUUUACUCUUCAGCUUUUUUCCUUCCUCUUCUCCAAAACCCAGGAGGAACCCACAAAGAAGUUUAAGGUGGACAGCUUCCUGCACACAAUGUGUCUCCAUGACGACCAGCUAAGAGACAUCUCGGCCCGUUUCCAGGCUGAGAUGAAGAAGGGGCUUUCAGCAGAGAGCAACGCAGCUGCCGCCAUAAAGAUGCUGCCGACACAUGUCCGCUCCACUCCUGAUGGAUCAGAAAGAGGACAGUUUCUGGUGCUGGAUCUCGGAGGCUCCGAGUUUAAAGUGCUCCGAGUUAAUGUGAGAGAGGGAAUGGGGAUCAGGAGAGGAGGAGUGGAGAUGGAGGAGAGGAGUUACCCAAUACCACAGGAGCUGCUUGUGGGGAGAGGAGCAGAGUUACUGGAUCAUGUGUCAGAGUCUCUAAAAGACUUCCUACAUGAGAAGAACAUCAGUUUGGAGAUGAAACAUCCUCUGGCCUUCACUUUCUCUUUCCCCUGCGAACUGUCCAGCCUCGAUCAGGUGACCGAUCAGGGAUCUUUGUUAAGCUGGAGUAAGAACUUCCGGGCUCGGGGCCUUCAGGGGAAGGACGUGGUCCAGGCCCUCAGAGACGCCAUUGGCAGGACUGGGGGGAUGAAUACAGAGGUGUUAGCUAUGGUGAACGACACCGUAGCCACCAUGAUGACCUGUGGUUUUGAAGACAAGUACUGUGAAGUAGGACUCAUCAUUGGUACAGGCACCAAUGCGUGCUACAUGGAGGAGCUGCGUCACAUUGACCUGGUGGAGGGAGACGAGGGCAGGAUGUGUGUGAACACUGAGUGGGGGGCGUUCGGGGACGACGGGGCUCUGAGCGAUUACGUCACUGAGUUUGACAGAGAGGUGGACGCAGCCUCCAACAACCCUGGGAAACAGAUCUUUGAGAAGAUGGUGAGUGGGAUGUAUCUGGGUGAGUUGGUGAGGCUGGUUGUGUUAAAGAUGGCUACACUGGGACUGCUGUUUGCUGGACAUGUGUCCAACACUCUGAGGACCAAAGGAAAAGUGACUAUUGCACACGUGGCAGCCAUGGAGGAGUAUAAACAUGGUGUGGAGAACACCAGACUCAUCCUCACGGACCUGGACUUGACCCCUUCACUCGACGACUGCAUCGCUGUUCAACAUGUCAGCACCAUCGUGUCCUUCAGGUCCUCAAACCUGGUGGCUGCAGGACUGGCUGCCAUCUUGACUCGAAUCAAGCAAAACCGGAAAUUGAGGACGUUCAGGAUCACUGUGGGUGUGGACGGAACAUUGUACAAGACCCACCCACAGUAUCCCAAACGUCUUCAUAAAGUGGUGCAGCGGCUGCUUCCUGAGUACCAGGUCAGAUUUGUCCUGUCAGACAGUGGCAGCAGUAAAGGAGCUGCUCUGGUAACAGCAGUCGCUCAACGCCUGGCGUCGCAGAAGAGAAAGGUGGAUGAGACACUGUCUCUCUUCAGGCUGAGCUCCGAGCAGCUCCAGCUGGUGAAGGCCAGGAUGAGGGCGGGGCUGGAGGCAGGGCUCAGGGGAGAAGGCCCCUCUGAAAUCAAGAUGCUGCCUUCCUUUGUGUCCCGCCCACCCGAUGGCACAGAGCAUGGGAAAUAUCUCGCCCUGGAUCUGGGAGGCACCAACUUCAAAGUGAUGCUGGUGAACUUUAAAAAAGGUCUGCAACCGAGCUCUCAGGUCUACCACAAGAUUUAUACCAUACCACUGGAGAAGAUGCAGGGAACUGGAGAGGAGUUGUUUGAUCAUCUUGCGGAGUGUGUCAGUGACUUCCUGGACUACAUGGGGAUAAAAAACGCUCGUCUUCCUGCGGGCUUCACCUUCUCUUUCCCCUGCGAGCAGACGGCCAUUGACGCGGGCACACUGGUGAGCUGGACCAAAGGCUUCAAGGCCACAGACUGUGAAGGACACGAUGUUGUGGACAUGCUGCGGGACGCCAUCAAGAGACGCAACGAGUUUGAGUUGGACAUAGCAGCUGUAGCCAACGACACCGUCGCGACCAUGAUGAGCUGCGCCUAUGAAGAGCCUCAGUGUGAAAUUGGACUGAUUGCUGGGAAUGGCACUAAUGUUUGUUACAUGGAGGAACUGAAGAACAUCAAGACGACUGAACAAAAGAAAAGACAAAUGCAGGACGAUGGGUCGGAUGGAGAGAGAAAGGCGGGGGAUGCAAGGAUACAGACGAUGUGUAUAAACACAGAGUGGGGAGGUCUGGGUGAUCACGGCUCUCUGGAUGAGCUCAUCACACCUUACGACGCUGAGGUCGACCUGAACUCGCUUAACCCUGGAAAUCAAAGGUUUGAAAAACUGGCCGGUGGGAUGUAUCUGGGUGAAGUUGUCCGUCAGACAUUACUGGAUUUAACCAGCCGAGGUUUGUUGUUCAGAGGAAACGUCACCGACGCUUUAAAAACACCUGGAAUAUUCCAAACCAAAUACCUGUCACAAAUAGAGAGUGAUCGUAUGGCUCUACUGCAGGUCAGAUCUAUUCUCCAGGGCAUCAGGCUCGACAGCACCUGUGACGACAGCAUCAUCAUAAAAGAGGUGUGUGGAGCAGUGUCUCGUCGAGCAGCUCAGCUGUGCGGGGCAGGAAUGGCGGCCCUUGUGGAGAAGAUCAGGGAGAACCGAGGACUGGACCAUCUCAACAUCACCGUAGGGGUGGCUGGGACACUCUACAAACUACACCCACAUUUCUCUGAAGUCCUCCAGGAGACGGCCAGAGUUUUGGCUCCACAGUGUCACGUGACUUUUGUCCAAUCUGAGGAAGGCCGAGGGAAGGGUGCGGCCCUCAUCACCGCUGUGACCAGACAGAAGGAGGAGAUGUGACUUGACAUGACUUGCUCCUUUUUGUUUUGCUCUUUUGUCUCUUGCUAUUUGAAUUGUGUGAAUGUGAAUGUGGGAGAACUUCAGAAUGUCAUAUGUUGGAUUCACCAGCCACCACUUUAGACCCGACAGCCAGGGAUUAAAUCAUUGUCUCUGCUAAUGUUUAGUGAACCAGAUUCCAAUUGAUGGAUUUCAACAAAAUCACAAUAAAGCUUGUAAACCUGCUUCUAUAUGUUUAAAGACAAGAUUUGUCCCUUUAGAAAGUCCUCCCCUUGUUAUUGGCUCUGUAUUUAAGAUGCGCCACACACAAUGUGUGACUGACAUAACAAAUAAACAUGACACUUCCUUUUA
This is a messenger RNA of Hippoglossus stenolepis (Pacific halibut), 3392 nucleotides long. Its product is annotated as hexokinase HKDC1. The record is from RefSeq and is a predicted model, not a curated record. The transcript has 21 exons. Gene Ontology annotation, molecular function: mannokinase activity; D-glucose binding; glucokinase activity. Gene Ontology annotation, cellular component: mitochondrion; cytosol. Lineage: Eukaryota; Metazoa; Chordata; Actinopteri; Pleuronectiformes; Pleuronectidae. Gene Ontology annotation, biological process: intracellular glucose homeostasis; glycolytic process; glucose 6-phosphate metabolic process. Bases 219 to 3044 code for a protein of 941 amino acids.